Molecule: messenger RNA, 3498 nt
Organism: Stegastes partitus (bicolor damselfish)
Lineage: Eukaryota; Metazoa; Chordata; Actinopteri; Pomacentridae
Gene: peli1b
Product: pellino E3 ubiquitin protein ligase 1b
Exons: 7
Coding region: 620-1900 (426 amino acids)
Biological process (GO): protein K48-linked ubiquitination; regulation of Toll signaling pathway
Molecular function (GO): ubiquitin protein ligase activity; protein binding
Source: RefSeq, a predicted model, not a curated record
GCAGAACGGGUCAGCUCUGUUUACGUUGAGAUGCUCACAACAAAGGACAGCACUCCGCGGAGAGGCUGUCAUUUAAACCCGAGCCCCGUGGAUGUCCCGGUUUACGGUGAGCGUUCCCAACUCCCAGCUCCACGGAGGGGACAGCGUAUAACACAAACCCUCACUGGCUUCCAUUUUAUUUCUACGUGGUGCGGUUUAAUUUUUUUGUUAAAGACGCGGAGAAAUUAAGACCAAAUUUUCUUUCUUUUUUUUUUUUGUCGGUCUUGUGCCGGUUAGCUAGCCCGCUAGCCUCCGCAAGUUAGAAGCUGGUGGGAGACGCUAGCAAGCUGAGAGCGACCCGGAGACUCGGGACAAUAAGAGGACUUCAUCAUUUACACCGCGGGCAGGUCAAGUGGUGCUGCCAGAGACGGGCCCAUGAAGCAUGAGAGGGUGGAGCUGAGGCUCAGCUGACCCUUCCCCUUCCUUCUCCUCCUUUCCCCCGGUGGUCCACUCGAUCAGCACCUCCCCCCUCCCUUCCUCUCCUUUCCCUUUCCUGCCUCCCAUCACCCUGCUGGAUCUCACCCGUCGUUCCUCCCCUCCUCCUCCUCCUCCUCCACCGAGCCUCAAUCAGCCGAGCCCAAUGUACUCCCCGGAGCAGGAAAACAUCUCCACCACCGCCUCCACCAAAGUGCCAGUGAAGUACGGAGAGCUCAUUGUGCUGGGGUACAAUGGCUCUCUGCCCAACGGGGACCGAGGCCGACGUAAAAGCCGUUUUGCACUUUGUAAGAGGCCGAAAGCGAACGGCGUGAAACCCAGCACAGUCCACAUCGCCUGCUCUCCCCAAGCAGCCAAGGCCAUAAGCAACAAAGACCAGCACAGCAUCUCUUACACUCUGUCUCGAGCCCAGACGGUGGUGGUGGAGUACACCCAUGACAGCAAUACAGACAUGUUCCAGAUCGGUCGAUCCACAGAGAGCCCAAUAGAUUUCGUAGUGACGGACACGGUGGCGGGCAGCCAGAGCAACGCAGACACUCAGUCGGUCCAGAGCACCAUCUCCCGCUUCGCCUGCCGCAUCAUGUGCCAGCGCACGCCGCCUUACACCGCACGCAUCUACGCCGCAGGCUUCGACUCCUCCAAGAACAUCUUCCUCGGGGAGAAAGCUGCUAAGUGGAAGACGUCUGACGGUCAGAUGGACGGUUUGACCACCAACGGCGUGCUGGUGAUGCACCCUCGCAACGGCUUCACCCAGGACUCCAAACCGGGCGUCUGGAGGGAGAUCUCGGUCUGCGGCAACGUCUUCACGCUGCGAGAAACCCGCUCGGCGCAGCAGCGGGGAAAGAUGGUGGAAACUGAGUCUCAGGAGCUGGUCGACGGCUCCCUCAUCGACCUGUGCGGCGCCACUCUGCUGUGGCGCACCGCCGAAGGCCUGUCGCGCACUCCCACCCUCAAGCACCUGGAGGCGCUGCGGCAGGAGAUCAACGCGGCGCGCCCGCAGUGCCCCGUGGGCUUCAACACGCUGGCCUUCCCCUCCAUGCGCCGCAAGGACACGCCGGACGAGAAGCAGCCCUGGGUCUACCUCCAGUGUGGCCACGUGCACGGCUACCACAACUGGGGCAACCACCGCGAGGAGAGGGAGGGCCGGGAGGGCCGCAGCCGGGAGUGCCCCAUGUGCCGAGCUAAAGGGCCCUACGUACCCCUGUGGCUGGGCUGCGAGGCGGGCUUUUACGUGGACGCAGCUCCGCCCACUCACGCCUUCAACCCCUGCGGCCACGUCUGUUCGGAUAAGACGGCGGCCUUCUGGAGUCAGAUCCCGCUUCCUCACGGCACUCACACCUUCCACGCCGCCUGCCCCUUCUGUGCCCAACAGCUGACUGGCGAGCAGGGCUUCGUCAGACUCAUCUUCCAGGGGCCCCUCGACUAGAGGGGGAACCUCCCAGCAUCCUCUGGAAGACGCAGGGCGGCGAGGUUUUUGCUUGGACACGGAUCCUGCGUUUUAAGAACAGGGACCUACCCAGAUGUGUUUUCUUUGCCCUGCAGUUAAGAUAUAAACUUUUUUCUGGACUUCUUGUCUCUUUCUCAUUUUUAAGUGACCUUUGUAUUGCUUUUUCAUGAAUGACAACAAAGAUUUCUAUAUUUUCAUGUGAAACCAGAGACACAAAAACCAAACAAAGAACACUGCUGGGUAAACUUUUCUCGUUUGUUUCUCGGAAAGAACUUUUAACAACAGUAUUUAUCUGAAUUACUAACACGCCGCGGUGCAAACGUGCGGCUUUUAUUCAUGUUUAUUGUUGCAAUAUACAUCUGUGUACAUCUCUUAAAGCUAAUUUAAACAAAGAUGUUUAUUUAUGGCCCAGGAUCAUCGCUUCAUCCUUUAUCUGUCAGAUAUGCCUAACUUCAAUACUAUUUAGCAUUUUAAUUUGAAAACUCCGUAUAUUGUUAAUCAGAUAUAAAGUUUUAGGUGUGUUCUGAGGGUUUCGUUCUGUGUCCUUCCCCCACGUUCACAUGUUUGUCGUAUUUAUACACCCCGUCCUCUGGCGUGCGCUCACGUUGUGUGUUGACCCUUGAGUUGUUCUUCUCUCUCAUUAGGCAUCACCACGGCCUUUUUCCGCAUUCAAAGCAAUAGAUUUGGAACAGAAACCUCCUAAAGCAUUAUGGGAAACCGAGUCUUCUCGGGCGUCUUUGUAAGCACUCAGACGGCCUGAACGGCUGCUCCCUCCCUUUAAAGUCCGAGUGAAAUGUCUCUUUGUGGGUGAGUGACUCUUUCCUGAUCACAGCCAUGAAAACGCAGCCAUGUAGCUACACAACACACACACACACACACACUCACACACUCUAACCAGCCCCGGUCAAGUGCUUUUUAUUAAAUUAAAAGAGGAGGAGUCACGGUACAGAAACAACAGCACAGACGCUAUUUUCAUGUGGACGAUGUUUUAUUCCCUGCUGUGAUGUUUGGGACUGAACUUGCGCAGUAUUCUGAGCAGUAUUCGUUUUAGUUGAACUGAGAUUUGUUUUUUUGGCAUUUAACUCGUGCCAGUGUUGAAAAACGCUUCUGUUGUCUUCAUGAGUAACCGUGUGCCCCACUGCAGACGUGUUUUAGUCCAGACGCUUUCUUACAAGGAUGCAAAGAGCAGGUCGAGACGGUAGAAGUGGUCUCAGUGUGUUUCUCUUUCUCUCACCUGAAUCGUCUCAGUUCAAGACGUCCCAUCACCUGAUACACCGAGCAAAAAAAAACCAACUGUAGCUGUUUGACUCAGGUUUGAUAAACACACACAGUAACACACGUGAGUUCUCUGUAACGGAGGUCCAAACGGCAUCAGAACCGUCCCUGUGGAGCCUUUCAGGGGCGACGAGCUCCGCGGUGUGAGUGCAAAACGCCAGGGCUGCCUCCUCUGACUUUUAUUGUGUUAAGCUGCCAGCUGCAAGGAGAACUGUUUAUAUGUUGUAUUCACUUUGUAAUAACUGGGGGGCUAAACAUGGGAUUGUUUUACAUCAACAUGACAAGUUUGGUUAGAGCAGAUU